UCUCCUCGAUCCGAUUUGCAGAGAGAGAGAGAGAGAGAGAGAGAGAGAGAUGAGGGGAACUGGAGGACCUCUUCUGUGCAUAGGCGAUUUUCUGUGCGAUGUUGGAGAAGAAGAUGGCGGAGAAGGAAAAGGAUCUCAUGAAACCCCCAAAUCAGUAGCAUCAUCAUCUUCAUCCUUUGCUUCUGUAUCCUGUUUUCCAGACGUAUCUGAAUCCCCCGAUCUCGCCAAACUCUUUCAGGAAAAUUAUGACCAAUUGAACAGAGCAUUCGAUGAUAAGGAUCACUCCUGGACAGCCUUGACUUUGAAGAUGUGCAGUGCUCUUGAAACUGCUAGUAAGUUGGUUGAAUCAACCAACUCAAAUUCGAGGUUUUUGUUGGAGAAGAUUGUGGAGCUUGAACAGAUUGUGGAGAAGGGAGAUUCUACAAGAGAGGCAGCCAUGGCCAUCCAGACCAGAUAUAGCUCUCAGGACUCCAUGUCUUCUCAGAAUCAAGGUUAGCUUAGGCUUAUACAUUAAAGGUUUUCUCAUUUUGCAUAUCAAAAUCUGAAGCAUGAUGGAAAUAUCCACACCAAAAUACCYGUUUGAGCAAUUUCCACAUCUUACAGUUUUGAUUCAUGCUMUUUUAUUUGUCAUGGGUUGAGGUAAAUUUGAGUUUUAAUUAUUUAGUUCAAGUAAGUAGAAUAAGAAUGGAAUCUAUGGUUGAAACAAAUGGGGGUAGAAAGUUCAGUCAAAUGGACAUUUCAAAAUUCAAGGUUCGUUCAGUGUUUUAUUUAUCUCUGUUUUCUUAUUGGCAACAGGAAAUGGAGAUUUGUUUGCUAAUCGUUUCUAUGUAGAAGUUCUAAAUAAAAUAAAAUGGAAGUUCAUCUGAAAA
Momordica charantia (bitter melon) is the source of this 869-nucleotide messenger RNA. RefSeq names its product histone-lysine N-methyltransferase. The record is from RefSeq and is a predicted model, not a curated record. NCBI's taxonomy places the organism in Eukaryota, Viridiplantae, Streptophyta, Magnoliopsida, Cucurbitales, Cucurbitaceae.